CGGAAACACUGCGUCUGACGGCAUCAUCUGCGCACGCGCGGCCUUCUUUCUUCCUUUCCGACACUCGAGCGAAAGAGACAAGAUGGGCCAUCAGCAGCUCUAUUGGAGUCACCCCAGAAAAUUCGGACAGGGAUCCCGAUCCUGCCGGGUAUGCUCGAACAGACACGGUCUGAUCCGUAAAUACGGGCUCAACAUGUGCCGCCAGUGCUUCAGGCAGUACGCUAAAGACAUCGGCUUCGUCAAGCUGGACUAGAUGUGUUGCGCUGUCACAUCCUCAGAUGGGUCAAGUGAUCUCUGGAAGGCUGGCCAAGAUGGGAUAAUUCGGCACUGCAAAUAAAUCUUUUUGUUUUGUCCAA
Toxotes jaculatrix (banded archerfish) is the source of this 356-nucleotide messenger RNA. RefSeq names its product ribosomal protein S29 (gene rps29). The record is from RefSeq and is a predicted model, not a curated record. Bases 83 to 253 code for a protein of 56 amino acids. NCBI's taxonomy places the organism in Eukaryota, Metazoa, Chordata, Actinopteri, Toxotidae. The transcript has 3 exons. Gene Ontology annotation, cellular component: cytosolic small ribosomal subunit; ribosome. Gene Ontology annotation, biological process: translation. Gene Ontology annotation, molecular function: structural constituent of ribosome; zinc ion binding.